GUCUGACGUCUCGGUGCUGUGCAUGUGGGUCCGAUCUCUGCCAAAACCUGACAGAACGAUCUGGCCAGACUUGGACCCAGCCAGUGCCCAGCCUCCGUCCAGGUCAGUGACCGUUUUGUUUUAUCUUUUUUCCUGUCUGCCCGGCUCCGUGCACUAACCACGCAUCGGAAUAUGGAGUUUCUCUGCCCGAGUUUACCAGAGGAUAUCCGCGGGGACCUCCAAAGACUAGCCAAGAAAUAUGCGGAAGCGCCCAGCCUGGAUGCCCGUCUCCACCUGUUGAAGCUCGCCAUCGAGAUUCUGGAGGACGAGUUUUGGUGGCGUGUGUACCCCGGAGUGCAGGCACUCUUCGACAGACUCCAAUUAAUGCGGAGGGAUCUGGCACUCGCCCUGCGCGCAUCAUCUGUCCGUGUCUCCGCAGCUGCUCAUGCCGCCGUUUCAUCGCUUCACGUUCCCGUUCCUGUCUCCGCCCCAGCGGUUCACGUUCCUGUUCCUGUCGCUGUUUCAUCGGCUCCAGCCCAAGCCUCAGAUGCUGCCAUUUCUGCCCACCACGCGGACCCAGUCAGGGAAACCCAGCCCGCGCCGCUCCCAGCGCCUCAGCCGACAGCCAGUCGUAGGCGCUCCGGACGACGCUGGCGGGGGCACGGGUCCAGGGUCCUAGGUCCAGAGACCGCGGUUACGGUCUCCGAUCGACUCCCCCUCUCCGUCCCGCUGGCCAACUGUCUCACGGCAAUAGCAGGCAUCCCAGACAGCGCUGUCCAGCGGAUCCACCUCCACUGCUGUCCCCCGGUUGCGUUCCUCUCCGCCCACCUGAUGAACACCGCUGAUUCGGCAGCAGACCAGGGCACAAGGGAACAACUGUUUGAGGAGGCAGCCGCUCUCAUCCUGAGGGAACCUGCCCUGCGUGAGGCCCUGCAACUCCAUGGCCUGCAGCCACACCAGUUCCUGCGUCUCAGUCAGAGAAUAUAAACAGAAGAUCCUUUAAAGAAAGCAUGAAACCAGGAUGGCAUUACUUUGGCAGAAAGAUGGAUGUGUCAGACUUCGAAUGGAUAAUGUGGUUCAAUACAUUUCGAAAUCAUAUCCUUUUUUCUCUCGCCGGUCACGUGAUCUUUGCCAAGAUAUUCACCUUGAUAACUCCAAAGCAUAGAUCCUCGAUUUUUGGCAUGUAUGGUGGUUUGGCAGUCUUAGUCACCAUGGGCUGGACCUUCAUGGCUCUAGUUUUGUCACACUGCAUCAUCCUCUACAGUGUUGCCAUGGUCAAGAGGAAAUGGAUGUGUUUUGUAGCAGGUCUGAUCACUCUGGCCUCCAUCAAGCUGGAGCCCUAUAACUCAUGGCAGGAAGCCUUGGUAACUGGCUCCUUUGACCUCCAGGACGUUCUGUUUUAUGGAGGUUGUGGCUUCAGCAUUAUGCGCUGUAUGAGCUUUGCUUUAGAAAACUGUGAAAAGAAGGAUGGCAACUUCACACUCUCUGACCUGUUGAAAUACAACUUCUACCUCCCUUUCUUCUUCUUUGGGCCUGUCAUGACCUUCGACAGGUAUCAUGUGCAGGCAAACAACAUGCAGUUGACACGCAAAGACAGGGAGAUGUGGAACAUCACUACCAAGGCCUUGUUGCACCUAGGAGUUAUUCUAGUGGUUGAUAUAUUUUUUCACUAUCUUUACAUCUUGACAAUCCCCAGUGACAUGAAGCUGGUGACCAAACUUUCUGAUUGGUGUCUGGCUGGCCUGGCGUAUUCCAACCUUGUUUAUGACUGGGUGAAAGCAGCUGUUAUGUUUGGUGUGGUCAAUACUGUGGCUACGUUGGACCAUCUCGAUCCUCCUCAGCCCCCCAAGUGUAUCACCAUGCUCUAUGUAUUUGCUGAAACGCACUUUGACAGAGGCAUCAAUGACUGGCUGUGCAAGUAUGUUUAUGAUUAUAUUGGUGGGAAUCAUGAUAAAAUCUUCAAGGAGCUUCUGGCAACUUUUUGCACCUUCGCUAUCACAACCUUGUGGCUGGGCCCUUGUGAACUGGUAUAUAUUUGGUCCUUUUUCAAUUGCUUUGGCCUCAACUUCGAGUUGUGGGUGGCCAAGGUCUUUUCUUUACCACCCUUUUCUACCAUUGAGACUGCUAUGGGUGAAGCUAUGUCACGCAGGGUAAGGGGUGUGUUCAAUGCUGCAAACUUCUGGGCCAUUGUCCUCUACAAUGUUCUGUCCCUUAACAGUUUGGAGUUUGCCAAACUGGUGGGCAAAAGACUGAUUUUUAAAGGUUUCCCUGUCUCUACUGUGUCAGUGUUAUUUGUGACCUACUGUGGAGUGCAGCUGGUAAAGGAGAGGGAGCGACAAAUAGCCCUGUUGGAGGAUCCAGAGCCAGUGAAACCAGUGGAUGGUGGCAAAGAAAAAGCAGAAUAAACAGACAGAGAUAUUGGGUUGUUGAGUCUUGAAGUUUAAAAAAAAGCAGAACAAAGGGACAAAGAAACACAGACUAAAGGGCUGGCAGCACCCUCACAUUUCGCAUCUACAGUGUGGUAUUACAAACUGAAUUUAAAACUGUUUGGAAUAAUCAUCAUCAGUAUUGUUCAUAUACCCUUGCUUUGAACUGUGAAAUAUACUCAGGUGCACUUGCUGUAGAUACAGUAAUCUACCUAGGAACAAAUCCACCAAAAGUGCAGUCUAUGUUUAUAGUUUAACUGAACAAAAGAUUGUUUUGUUUGUUUUAAAAAGAACUAAAAACGAAAGUAAGAAAGGGUGCUGUUAAACUUAAUAGAAUAAUUUGUGUCAGUGCUGAGGGAAAAGACUGUUUUAACAAACUUGUCAUUGUAAGGUUUUUAUUAUGUUGAGCUUGACUUGGAAUAAAGUUUUCCUGGUAUUAAAAUGA
Betta splendens (Siamese fighting fish) is the source of this 2850-nucleotide messenger RNA. RefSeq names its product protein-cysteine N-palmitoyltransferase HHAT-like protein. Gene Ontology annotation, cellular component: endoplasmic reticulum. Gene Ontology annotation, molecular function: acyltransferase activity. The transcript has 11 exons. The record is from RefSeq and is a predicted model, not a curated record. Gene Ontology annotation, biological process: negative regulation of N-terminal protein palmitoylation. The coding region runs from base 990 to 2384 and encodes 464 amino acids. Lineage: Eukaryota; Metazoa; Chordata; Actinopteri; Anabantiformes; Osphronemidae.